CGUCAAAACAUUUCACUAUAAUUCUGUUUCCAAAUUUUUAUGAAUUUAUUAAAUAAUUUCCUUAUUUAUGUGUGUAUAUUAAAAUAUGUAAAAUAAUUAUAAUAUGUUGAGUGAAUAGAUAUUAAUAUUUAUUUAUAGUGCAAUAGGUUAAAUAAAAGUCUGAAAACUAUGGCGAAUCAUUACGAAGUGCCCAAUUGGGCCGGAAAGCCGCCAACAGGGCUCCACCUGGACGUCUUGAAAGAGGAGACUCUCAUACAAAAAUUAAUGUUGGACCAAAAAAAAUGUUACUUAUUCGGAAGAAAUAGUCAAUUAAACGAUUUCUGCAUAGACCAUGCAUCGUGCUCCAGAGUCCAUGCCGCUUUUGUUUACCACAAACAUUUAAACAGGCCAUUUUUGGUCGAUUUAGGAAGCACUCAUGGGACUUUUAUUGGUUCGAUGCGGUUAGAAGCACAUAAGCCCACACAGUUGCCUAUUGAUUCCACGUUCCAUUUUGGAGCCUCUACUAGAUAUUAUGUUUUAAGAGAAAGACCUGUUGGUGGUUCUAGGACAAUUAUGGAAGAAAUUCCAAAUAGUAGUGAUGGACAAGGUGCCCUUUUAGGAUUACCGGAAACACAGACAGAAUUAGAUAAUUUAACAGAAUUCAACACAGCCCACAAUAGGAGAAUAUCCAUGUUGGGCAUUUCCACAGAAGAUGGAAACGAAAUAAGGCCCGGUGUACAGGCCAAUCGCAAAAGAAAACGUAGAGCUGUCCAUUUCAACGAAGACAACGACAUAAUAAAUCCUGAAGACGUCGACCCAUCGGUUGGUAGAUUCAGAAAUUUAAUCCAAACAACUGUUAUACCGAGUGCAAGCAAAAAGGCCAGGAACCAACUCAUAGGGAUUCAACACACGUCCUCCUCUCAACAUGCUUCACAACUACACGACCUCCAAAAGCAUCUGCACCCUUCGGCAAUAAUGCCACAUUUGUACCAGGAUUUACCACCAGAAUUGAACACUGGUGUUAGUAAUGCUAACAGUGGUCAAAAUGCUGCUGCAGUGCAGAAUUUCCCUACGACUUCUGCAGCAAUGAAUAAACUUGGCAUGAUGUUGCCUAAUCCUGCACCAGAUGUCGAACCGAAUAUGGAACCCAUGGAGAUCUGCACUAAACACCCAGGUAUGGGUGCCGGUCUAGUUGGUUCCACCAGUCUAGGUAACCAAAUGUUAGGAGAGUUGGUGUCUUCAGUAGAAGGCGGUGAUACGUUGGAACCAAAGAAAAAGAAAUAUGCAAAGGAAGCCUGGCCAGGCAGAAAACCAUUGCUAACGAGCAGUAUCUGAUCAAGAUUACUCAAUAUUUUUCGCUUAUUUAAAUAUACUUAUAUU
Ctenocephalides felis (cat flea) is the source of this 1359-nucleotide messenger RNA. It is a transcript of the gene NiPp1, whose product is annotated as nuclear inhibitor of protein phosphatase 1. Gene Ontology annotation, cellular component: nuclear speck. Gene Ontology annotation, molecular function: protein serine/threonine phosphatase inhibitor activity; mRNA binding; protein binding. The transcript has 8 exons. The record is from RefSeq and is a predicted model, not a curated record. The coding region runs from base 169 to 1314 and encodes 381 amino acids. NCBI's taxonomy places the organism in Eukaryota, Metazoa, Arthropoda, Insecta, Siphonaptera, Pulicidae.